AUGCGUGUUUCUACCCUCGCCACUUCGGCCACGGCUGCUGUUGCUCAGGCUACUUCUCUGAACCAAGUCUGCACCGUCUCGCACGUUCGCGACUCGCUUCCUGAGAAUGGAACCUACCUAUUCUACCCGUCAACCGUCACCGCCAAUGCCGUUUACAAUACCACUGUCAGCGGCCAAACCUUCUUCCCUGACGCUACCUUUGACUACUGCAACAUCACGUUUGCAUACGGACAUGCAGGAAAAGACGACAGGGUACUCCAAGAGUAUUGGCUCCCUUCUCCUAGCAAAUUCAAGAACAGAUGGAUGAGUACUGGAGGUGGUGGUUUCGCUAUCAACUCCGGGUCCAACUCUCUACCUGGUGGUAUCAUCUACGGUGCAGCUGCAGGUAUUACUGAUGGUGGCUUUGGAGACUUCAGUACCAACUACGACGCUGUCUCGCUCUACGCGAACGGCACUCUGAACUACGACGCUCUCUACUCUUUUGGGUACCGUGGCAUCAGAGAGCUUACUAUAAUUGGUCGCGAGUUUACCGCCAGUUUCUUCGGGACCGGAGAGAAGGUGUACACCUAUUACCAGGGCUGUUCUGAAGGUGGACGCGACGGCUGGAGCCAAGUGCAACGCUUCUCGGACGCCUUUGACGGUGCCAUCAUUGGAGCCCCUGCCAUUCGCUACGGCCAGCAACAGGUCAACCACUUGUUCGCUAACGUCGUCGAAAAGACCCUUGACUAUUACCCACCACCAUGCGAACUCCAGAAAAUUGUCAACGAGACCAUCACCUUCUGUGACCCUCUUGAUGGUAAAACUGACGGCGUUAUCGCACGCUCCGAUCUGUGCCAGAUCCACUUCAACCUCAAUUCUACAAUCGGGAAGUCAUACCAUUGCGACGCCACAGAGGCCACUAGUCUUGGGUUCGGCUUUGGAAGCAAGCGCAAGCGACAGAUGGGUGGCGGCUCAAGUACCGAACCAGAACAAAAUGGCACUGUAUCUGCUCAAGCUGUUAAGCUCGUCCGCACCAUCCUCAACGGUCUCCACGACUCUGAAGGCCGACGUGCCUACAUCAACUACCAGAUUGGUGCUUCCUUCGAAGAUGCCUCAACUACCUACAACAUCAACACUAGCCAAUGGGGACUGGACAUUGCUUCAACUGGUGGAGAGUGGGUCGCUCGUUUCAUCAACCUGGUCGAGGCAUCCAAUCUCGACACACUUACCAACGUCACUUACGAUACCUUGAAGGAAUGGAUGAUUGAGGGCUGGUACAUGUACGAAGAUGUACUUCAAACCACCAACCCUGACCUCUCUGCUUUCCACAGUGGUGGCGGCAAGAUCCUGACAUUCCAUGGCGAACAAGACGACUCCAUUCCUACUGGCUCAUCCGUCCACUUUUAUGAGUCUGUGCGAAACACGAUGUACCCUGGGCAAGCCUAUAACCACAGCGUCGCUGCCAUGAACGAUUGGUACCGUCUCUACAUCGUCCCAGGUGCUGCCCAUUGCUCGAUAAACUCUUUGCAGAGCAACGGACCCUGGCCUCAGACCACGAUGGCACAAAUGAUCGACUGGGUUGAGAAUGGCAAUGCUCCUAGAACCUUGAAUGCCACAGCUAUCUCUGGUGAUAUGGCCAACUGGCAAUUGUGCAGCUGGCCUCUGCGUCCCAUGUACACGAACAACGGUACCAAGCUUGAGUGUGAGUAUGACCAGGCCAGCAUUGAUACUUGGAUCUACGACUUCAAUGCAUACAAGUUGCCUCUGUACUAA
Messenger RNA from Aureobasidium namibiae CBS 147.97, 1752 nucleotides. Its product is annotated as tannase and feruloyl esterase. NCBI's taxonomy places the organism in Eukaryota, Fungi, Ascomycota, Dothideomycetes, Dothideales, Saccotheciaceae. The transcript has 2 exons. The record is from RefSeq and is a predicted model, not a curated record. The coding region runs from base 1 to 1752 and encodes 583 amino acids.